Hemiscyllium ocellatum (epaulette shark) is the source of this 3453-nucleotide messenger RNA. It is a transcript of the gene radil, whose product is annotated as Ras association and DIL domains. Gene Ontology annotation, biological process: substrate adhesion-dependent cell spreading; signal transduction; neural crest cell migration. The record is from RefSeq and is a predicted model, not a curated record. Gene Ontology annotation, molecular function: GTPase binding. The transcript is spliced from 14 exons. Bases 1 to 3378 code for a protein of 1125 amino acids. Lineage: Eukaryota; Metazoa; Chordata; Chondrichthyes; Orectolobiformes; Hemiscylliidae. Gene Ontology annotation, cellular component: microtubule.
AUGUUUUACGAGUCAUCAACAACUAUGUCCCAAGCAUCAAAGAACAAACUGAAGAGGCAGAGCCGGGCUUUCUCACAGGUUCUGUAUCGGAAGCUAAGCUACCGUGAGCGACAUUCUGUGACUGAUAGCCCAACGAAUCAAAUGGAUAACCCUUCAGAGCUCUCCAUCCAGCUGUCAACUCCUGGUAUACUCAAGAUCUUUGGCAAUGAAAUUUGCAGUGGCACGAACUACAAAAGCGUCCUGGCCACGCCACGGUCGAGUGCCCAGGAGUUGGUCAAAGAAGCCCUUGAGCGCUAUGCUGUAAGCAGGAAGUCUGCCACUGAGUACCUAUUGUGUGAUGUGAUUGGAAGGUUUGAGGGAAUAGACAAACACUGGCAGACAGAGUGUCUCCGAGCCUUGGGGGAUAAUGAAAAGCCACUGCUUCUUCAAGAUCUAUGGAAACCCAAGGAGGGAUUUGCCAGAAGAUUCGAACUUCGAAGACGAGCUGAGGUGGAGGCGAUGGCUGCUCAGGAGAAAGAUACAACAACUGCAGAUAUAAAUGCUCAAGCACGGAAAUUGCAGAGAAACCGGGCAAAAGGCAAUAUUUCAACAAUGUCUGGCUAUAGCUAUAAAUUAGCACCUCUUCGCCGCAGCAUCAGUGAGACCAGCCUUGCUAUCAUUGAAAAUCAGGGGGAGGAACAACAGAGACUUUAUUCAACACUGCCUGGGCUUCCUGGAAGGAGGAUCAGUCGAUGCAGAAAGGACCGACUUUGCAGCACAAAUAAUAAAGGAGAACAAGAAAGUAACAUCCACCAGGUGCCUCACCUACUGCUUCUACAGGGAUACAACUACCAGAACGAUUGUUUGGUAUACCAUCUAGAUUUUGAGAAUCAAAUAGUUGGACAAGAGACGGCCCUGGUAAAACCCAGUAUCUGUUUGUCGUCACCCGAUAUCCUUUCUGCGCACUGCAAGAUUAAAAGGGUUAAACGGUCAAGCAAGUACAGUCGCUAUGUCGAGGAACAGAUUAUAUUGGAGCCAUCCCCAAAUGCCUGCAUUUUAAUAAACUGUAUGCCAAUAGAAAGGUCAACAGAACUCAGGCAUGGCGACCUAAUUGGGUUUGGACAGCAUUAUCUUUUUCUUUUCAAGAAUCCUUUGAGUGCUAAAAAGUUGCCAGCCCACACUUUUUCCAUGCUGAGACAUUUGCAUCAUUUGCCUGAGCACACUGGUCGCCGGAGAGCACCCAUCUGUAAGAUGUGUGGUUCUAUUAUUAAGAAUGGCUCAGCAAACAUGCACAAUAAUCCCAACUCUUCUUCAAACAGAAGUAACAGUAUUCACAAAAAGAAAUUGCAACUAGAGUAUGAAAGACCCUUUGAAGAUGUGCUGAUCAGUAAAAUCUUCACCCUUAUCGAGCCCAGUGGCGAUGAUCACAAAUUGACUCCUGCUUGCCUGUUGUGUCUGUGUAUUCAACACUCAGCUACUACCUUCAAGUCAGGUGAUUUUAUGAAGCUUCUUCUGAAGAUUGUGAACAAAUUGCAAGCUGUGGCGUUGGGGAAGACCAGAGAAUUGGCAGAGAAACAGUCUGAACACCAGGAUCCAGCAUCUCCUCCUCUCCUCAGUAUUACAGAAUUGGUUCCAGACCUCCAGCACAUUUUCUUCUGGAUGUCCAACUCCAUUGAGCUGCUUUACUUCAUCCAGCAGAGAGUCCCUGACUACAUUAAAGGAAUUGAGGAUCUGGAUGCUCAAGGUUCCAAAGAAUCAUUACUUUCAUCCACAAUUUCAGUCAAUGAAGAGGUCAUGACUAUUUUGGAAGAAGUGAUCAUGCAUACAUUCCAGCAAUGUGUAUAUUACAUCACUAAGUCUCUCUAUGUUGCUCUUCCUGCCUUCUUGGAUUGUAAUCCCUUCCAGAUUGAAAGUGGACAUUCCUGCAGGGAUUCUGCGACUCUCCCAGAACCAAUUUGCAACAUCAUACAAAUAUACCAGACGACACUGGAUCUUCUCCUCCAGUAUGAGGUGCACCCUGAAAUUGCAGCACAGAUGUUUGCUUACCUUUUUUUCUUCUCUAACGCCUCUCUCUUCAAUCAGCUCAUGGAUAGAGGUUCAAGACAAAGAUUCUUUCACUGGUCAAAAGGGGAGCAGAUGCAAGCUAGUCUCCGAUUGUUGCUGGAGUGGACACGAAAUGUAGGAAUGGGUAACAUUGCGGAUGAAUUUUUUUUCAAAUUCACUAGUGCUGUAAGGUUGCUGGCAGUCCCAACAUCUUGUCUCACACAGUCUAGCUGGAGUAGUCUGAAGAGAGAAUUUCAUGCUCUAAAUGCUUCCCAACUUCUUCACAUAUUAACACACUACCAGCUAGCACCUGGAGUGGGCCCUGUUGCAGCUUGGCAGCCAACUGCUGAAGAGAGAGAAACAUUGUACAGAACAGAGGACAUUCUGUUAAGUUUUGAUAAAUAUCCUCCAAUAAUGCUGCCCACCAGUAACUUUAAGGUGGAUCUAGAAGCAGAGGCCAUAGAUGACAACAUUUACAGACACCUACUAUAUAUACGUCACUUCCUUUGGAGCCUACGCACCAAAUCCCAACCAACAAAUGGAAGUUCUAUAACAGAGGAAUUACAGACUGAGUUUCCAAUUUCCCACCAGUUGUCUUCACACAGUCCAACCACACUUUACAGUCCCAAGAUUCUGGAUCAGCAAUCAGGCCGAAAUAAUUACCUUAACAAUAACUAUGACACAGGGACACACAGUCGAAGCUCAAGCACUUCGUCAGUCAGUGGAUCAAGCAGAGAUUUUAAUUCCUGCCAUGAACUUAAAGAAAAGCUACAGAAGCUGCAGCUGCAAAAUACUCUGGGAAGAAAUAGGCUCCCAGGACACAGCAUGCAACCAUUAGAUCCCUCCAGUCUUUUAACUCCUCCAAACACACCUUUGAACUCUGACCUUCUGCUCAGUGACUGUGUACAAACCAAUGGAGCUGGUAGACCUACAUCAAGCACCAGGAAAAAUGGUAUCUACAAAAGUGGAGCCAAUGAGGGAGAAGGGAGAGCUUAUGAUUUACCAACACCUGCUUCUUCCAGCCAGAGUUCAGGAGAAGAUGAUCCAUGUUGUGUAUUUGUGGUGGAGCUGGGGAGAGGACCCAUUGGUUUAGGAAUGGGACUGAUUGAUGGACUGCAUACAACCUUAAAUUCCCCUGGGAUCUAUAUCAGAACGUUACUGCCCGACAGCCCUGCUGCCUGUGAUGGGAGACUCAGGAUAGGUGAUAGAAUCCUGGCAGUAAAUGGAACCAGCUUAAUUGGAGCAGAUUAUGACAGUGCAGUUAACCUGAUCCGAUCAGCAGGCGAGAGACCAAGAUUCCUUGUUGCCAAGUCAGAUUUCCUCAUUGCUGAGAAGAUCAGUGCAUCAUCUUGUUAGUCUUCACUCACUGAACCAGGGAACAAAGAGUGAUCAGUAAACCUUAGUUUAUUUGCCCUCUUCAUUCCUUCAUAG